GAGAGAACAAAAAUACACACCAUAAAACUUUGUGACUCGUUAGUCUUGAACGCGCUAUAAGUAGCUAUUGCAUUACGGCCGAAACUCGCUUGAGUUCUAUUACUUCCGAGUCCAACAGAAUCAUUAUAAACUUGCAAUAUGUUUUCGCACUUCAGAAGUUUAUAUAUCAAUCCGUACGUAGAGCAAUAUGCAACCCGCGGUAGCGCAGACUCGCAAGAAACAUGUCUGCGACUAAUACCUUCAGUUGUAAAACUUUCGUGCAAGCAUAUCUGGCCGCCGCGGAGUCAGCGACAGAACUCCGUGCUAAUUCUGUUCAACGUUCGAUAUUCAACUGGCAACUGCUACUUUCUGGGAAGAGCGCCAUCAUACACGCUCACAGGAUUAUGGGGUGCGCCAGCAGCUACCAGCGCCUCCUCAGGACACCUGGGUCAAGGUUGGCAGUGCCAAUCUGCCCCCUUCCUGAAGACCUCCAAGAUUCGAACUUCCUCCACGUUGAAGCCUCGGAUUCUUCUAAAACUAUCACCGUAGUGGAUGGGACCUUUUCGCUUCCUAGGUCAAGUUUGGCAAAGCCAAUUCGGCCUCUUCCUGAAGAAUAUACAAAUUCGGAGCUGCAAGUUGAAGUCCUGGAUCCUUCUAAAACCAUACCCACAUCGGUUGGGAUAUUCUCGCUUCCUGCAGAGUUGAUAUGUCACAUUCUACUUCUCCUUCAUUUCAAGGAUCUUUCGUGUUGUGUAUUAGUCCGUUCUUCCGUGUGGCUUUAUGGUUCCUAUGGGCCGACUUUUGGAUUACGCCAGGCCUGCAAAACCUUCUGGCAUGUGGCCCAGAAUUUCGCCGACAUUCAAUGCCUAUUCGAGCUCUAUGCUCAGGGCUUCACGGAGACUCCUAACUCGGACUGGGUCGACGUUUCUAGCAAGAUGUAUUCACCCAAGAGAUUGGCAUCCAUGUGGCGGUCUGACUUCCAUUUGAACCCCAUUUUUGAAGUCACAGUGGCGGUUGACAUCUCCGACGACUCUCUUGACAUGCAAUCCGUGAAGUGUGGGCUUUGGUGGAUGUACGCUGACUGUGGACUCUUCAUUCGGGGGUGUGAUACAAACACCAAACCAACCCAGAUGUGUCUGAAGCAGAGAUAUACCUUGCUGGCAGACAUGCCCUCUCACACGAGAUCAGUUGUCGUUGACCCUCUUCAGGACCUUGCGGUCGCAGCGUCGUACGAGGCCCUUCAUGGGCAAGAUCGCCACGUCUUUUCGGUGGCAUUUCGGUUGGCUUCGUCACAACGUUCACAUCCAGGUUCUGCAUGCACUUCCUUGAAGUGUGAGCAUCCUUGUUACAUAGUACCUGAUCAAUUUUUUCACUUUGUGGGUCGGCCUGCGAUCUGUGGGGAUCGUGUAGUGGUACUCUAUUACACGAGUGACUUCAAUUCACUGGGGAGAUUAUCGGCGUCGAACAUCUUCAUACAAGUGAUAGAUUGGAGGAAAGGACGUGCGAAGGGUUAUCCCUUAUAUGAAUUAGGUGGUAGUGAGGCAAGUUUCCAUCUACUUGACGAACAUAGGAUCAUUGUCGUCGGUCCGGAAGGCCGUAUGGCCUUGUACACAUUCCCAGAACUCGAUGGUCUGCCUCAGUGCCGAAUUGCGUAUGUUCUUCCGAACGUGCGACGCCCUGGCAUCUAUUUCAAUCCAGGACAAAUGAGCGUCAGACCGAUCUAUGUGAUCCAUGCCUCCCCAUCGUUCCACGGUGCGGCGGCUCGCUCAAACCUUAUGCCCGACUACGUGACCUCUACGGAGUCACAAAUCAUGGUUUUGGAGGUCUUGUCGCGCUCAUUGCAGGUGAUUUUAGUCGUCGAUAUGGCCAUUUUCUCAAUAUCCGUCGAGAUUCCCUGGUCGGAGUGGGGACCCAAAUACGCACGCUGCUUUCCGCAUCAUCCAAGCCACCGAAUCAGCGUAUUCGGUAGCAAAAUGGCAUGUGCUCUGCCUCAGGAUCGUACCCCUGAACCUGGACAAAGGCUGGAAGAACUCCCUGCCGAGGGUUCCUUCUAUGUGCACAUCUGGGACUUCAAUAGAACCAUUGCUCACUCGGAACGUUCGGAUAAUGUCUACGAUUGCAAUUCACCAGAUCGUCUCAUCCGCAGACCCGGUCGGCUGGCUCAGACGUGCUUCAACGAAGACGAUGGAGACAUUAUCACGAAUCAUCCUUACACUACUGCUGUCUGCCCCACGGGUUUCUCGACGCGUUACUUUGACCGGUUUUUUUUGGAACAGGAUCGACUUACUUUAAUAUGGGAAUGUCUUAACGUGAUUAAACUACAGGCUCGCCCUAGCUCGGUUCAGAUUCAAGUCGUUUCCCCCUCGCCGAUGAUGCCAGCUUCUGAGGUUGGCCCCGACAUUGAACAGGGCCGAGUAACUCAUAGCCCAGAGCUGCAGCAGACAAAGAAAAUGCAAGCUCGCUACAAGACGAGCAUCCUUGGACUAUUCUACCCACUGAGUAAGUUGUGGAGACGACCGAGACACCUCAAAUAGACAGUCCCUACUCUGGAACUUGGAUGCUCCAUUUAUUUCUUCAAACGAGCAGACGAGGAUCGGGGCUAAUGUUGUUUGAAUCAACUAUCGAGUAUACCCUCUUUUUUUUGUCUUUUAACUCACGCUCGCUACAUUGCUGCACCCCAUUGUUAGAAUUUGUCAUACACAGUAAUUCCAAGUACCUACCCUCGUUUUGUCUCUUUCCUCUGGUCUCUUAUAUAUGUGAUUCCCCACCCUCGUUCAAAUUUACCCUCAGUCCCUUGCAUGACCUGGGGGUGCGUCAUACACUACGAUACUAUACUUGUUACUGGACUUGCACUGAAGACCCACCGAGUCCGUUAUGUUUAGUGUUUUAAAAGGAUAUUCAUUUGCGAGAUUCAAAACCGUCUCCUGCGCAGCCCC
Molecule: messenger RNA, 2915 nt
Organism: Suillus subaureus
Lineage: Eukaryota; Fungi; Basidiomycota; Agaricomycetes; Boletales; Suillaceae
Exons: 4
Coding region: 222-2513 (763 amino acids)
Source: RefSeq, a predicted model, not a curated record